AUGGAUACCUCCUCGGUCCCCCUGCUCGACUACAGCCUACAGUACCAGUGGUGUUCGGACUCGGACCUCUCCAGCAUCUCCUCCCCGGAGACCCUGUCCCCUGUCCCUUCCAUGGAUUCCAGCCUGUCCCCUUCGUACCAGCAGCUGCCUCGGUCGACUCCAAAGCCAACCAAGACUGGAUACUCCCAGACCCUCAAAUCUUCACCAUGCUCUUUUUCCGGGAGAGGCCGGAAAUCAGGUCGAGCCCCCCGGAUCCGGAGUAAGCAGAGGGAGAGCGCCAGUGAGAAGGAGAAGCUGAGGAUGAGGGAUCUGACUAAAGCUCUGCAUCACCUCAGAUCCUACCUCCCACCUUCUGUGGCCCCUGCAGGACAAACCCUAACCAAGAUUGAGACCCUCCGCCUCACCAUCCGCUACAUCUCCUACCUGUCAGCCCAGUUGGGACUCAGUGAGGAGGUGCUGUUUCAAAGAAGGGAGCAAGGAGACACCUCGGCCAGUGACACCUCCUCACCUGACAUCCUCAGCUACUUCCAGCACAGCUCCAUGGGAGGACAGGAGGCCCAGAGUCUGAACCUGCAGAACCAGAAUCUAAACCAGGGCCUGUACACACAACAGUGUCACAACCAGAACACCCUGCUGCAUUCUGGGAGUUGUGGUUUUGGAGCAGAUCAUUAUAUUGGAGCUUCUCAGAGGGAGAUGAGCAUGGAAUCAUUCCUGCAGACCCCUCCAGAGACACAGCCCGGCUGUCAGGUACGUCAAUAUUCACUCGUUUUCAUUAUUCAUGCAGAUAUCACACAUUUUUAUCUUUUCAAAAUAAAAGUACUAAAAACCAAUCUCAUAUAUAUCCUGUUGUUGUUUUUUUUUACAGAUGUGUGGCAAAGACUUCUGCAUGCCGCUGGUUUCCAGAGAGUACUGGGGUUAA
Molecule: messenger RNA, 919 nt
Organism: Xyrichtys novacula (pearly razorfish)
Lineage: Eukaryota; Metazoa; Chordata; Actinopteri; Labriformes; Labridae
Source: the annotation of a GenBank genome assembly